CAAAUCAAAGACCCAACAAGCUUUUUCCCUGUUUAUGUUUUUAACAUUUUCUAUGCAAAGAGCCACUGCCAACCGGAGAGGAACCUAAAAGACCAAAACUUUUUCUUUCCAUGGCAAACACUUCUUUGAUUAACUAUUACUUCAGUCACCGGCGGUUCUCUCCCUCGUUCAGGUCACUUUUUUUCAUGCCCACUUAUUUGGCUCUCUUCACUUCUCUUUUCAUUCUUUUCUAUAUAUCCACCACCUCAAAUCUCUUCUCCAGCAACCAUAAUCCUUCCACUCUUCGCCUAAAACCCCAUUUCCCAUCUGGGUAUUCGACAAACACUCGAGGGAGCAAAAACCCAGUUUUUGUUUUCAAUGAUUCUAAUAACCCACUUGGUCAUUUGCCUAGAAUUAGUCACCCGAAGAAGAAUGGUGAAGCUGGACAUGAAAGUCAACGGGUUUCCAGACUUGAAUUUAGCUCUAAUGGAAUCUAUGUGAAUAACGAGGUGUUCCAUGAUAGAGAUAUCUUUCUGGAAGAUUAUAAAGAAAUGAAUAGGAGCUUUAAGAUAUAUGUUUAUCCUCACAGGCGAAAUGAUCCAUUUGCUAAUGUGCUCUUGCCGGUGGAUUUUGAACCUGGGGGUAAUUAUGCCAGUGAAAGUUACUUUAAGAAGGUUCUUAUGAAAAGUCACUUUAUCACUAAGGAUCCGACAAAGGCAGAUCUUUUCUUUCUGCCUUUCUCCAUUGCCAGGUUGCGGCAUGACCGCAGAAUUGGAGUUGGAGGGAUCCAAGAUUUCAUAAGAGCUUACAUCUUUAAUAUAAGCCAAAAGUACCCAUAUUGGAAUAGCAGUGGUGGAGCUGACCAUUUUUACGUUGCUUGUCAUUCCAUUGGACGGUCAGCAAUGGAAAAAGCAGAGGAAGUGAAAUUUAAUGCUAUUCAAGUUGUAUGCUCUUCAAGCUAUUUCCUUUCUGGAUACAUUGCUCACAAGGAUACGUCUCUGCCACAAGUUUGGCCUAGACAAGGGGAUCCUCCUAGCCUUGCUUCAUCGAAAAGGAAGAAGCUUGCAUUUUUUGCGGGAUCAAUAAACUCUCCUGUCCGUGAAUGGCUUCUUCAGGUUUGGAGAAAUGACUCAGAGAUCUAUGUCCAUUUUGGUCGGCUCCAAACCCCUUAUGCAGAUGAGCUACUUGGAAGCCAGUUCUGCCUCCAUGUCAAAGGCUUUGAAAUAAACACAGCUCGGAUUGCAGAUUCACUAUAUUAUGGAUGUGUCCCAGUUAUUAUUGCCAACCAUUAUGAUCUUCCAUUUGCAGACAUUCUAAAUUGGAAGAGCUUUUCAGUCAUUGUUGCCACUUUAGACAUUCCAUUACUUAAGAAAACUCUUCAAGCAAUAAGUUCUGACGCUUAUCUGAUGUUACAAAAUAAUGUGCUGAAGGUGCGAAAGCAUUUCCAGUGGCAUUUCCCUCCUGUUGAUUAUGAUGCUUUCUAUAUGGUAAUGUAUGAAUUAUGGCUCCGGCGAAGUUCUGUGAGGGUUCCCCAGUGUGCUUCUGUGGUUCCCAAUCAAUAACCACUGGUUUUCUCUUCAGGAUUUUACAGGUUCAAAUGGGAGUGGUUAUUUUGUAUAUGGUGAUGUAUUGAUUUUUUUACUCAUUGGGAUACAAUGACUUCAACUAUUGUAAUACAUUCUAUUGAAUUAAUAUAGCUGCGUGGUUAAGUAA
Messenger RNA from Jatropha curcas, 1692 nucleotides. Its product is annotated as putative glycosyltransferase At5g03795. Gene Ontology annotation, molecular function: glycosyltransferase activity. The record is from RefSeq and is a predicted model, not a curated record. Lineage: Eukaryota; Viridiplantae; Streptophyta; Magnoliopsida; Malpighiales; Euphorbiaceae.